Effrenium voratum is the source of this 1248-nucleotide messenger RNA. Lineage: Eukaryota; Dinophyceae; Suessiales; Symbiodiniaceae. The record is from the annotation of a GenBank genome assembly.
CUGGAAUCUCCCGUGUGCUGCGCACUUGGGGGCCCCCUUUUGCGGGUCCUGCGGCAAACCUUCGGCACGCGCCUGGGUCCCUGCCCGGUUCGAUGUCGCGGUUCUCGAGCAUCGACGGGCAGCACACGGCGCUGCGGGAUUUGGAGCGCCAGCGCCUCGAGAAGCUCAUGGGCCAGUUGCGGCGAGAGGUGGAGCCCAGCGCCAAAGCGGGCCGCUUCCAGCCCCCCAAGCGCCCAGAAAGAGAACGGCCCAAGCGGGUGGUGGUGGCCAAGCCGGAGGAGAAGCCCAACGCGGAGAUGGCCUGGCUGCUGCGUGCCAGCGAACGCUUCGAGGCUGAAGCUGCAGAGGUGCGGUCCUUCCUUGUGGAGCACGGCUUGGAGCAAUAUGCUCCGCUGCUGGAGGAUUGCGGGGUUUCGGGCAGCUCUAUGGAGGCUCUCCGCAGCGCCACACCUGAGUUUCUGGAGCAGGCGGGCCUGCCGGACUCGCCCCGACGGCGUCUGCAGCUGGCUCUACAGGGGGACUCUGACUCUGAGGAGCGGCCAAUGUCGGAAGAAGGCGAAGGUCCCCGAAGUGCCCAAUGGGGCCGCCUCGGGCGACUGCCAGCUGGCUGGCACCGGUGUGGAGGCGAGCGCCCACGCGUGGCGACUCGCUCCGUACCCGUGUCGCAUUCCGAUGCGGCCGUGGGCGACGACAGCCCAGUCGCAGCCAGUCCCGUCAAGAAGAUGGCUGAGGUGGCGGCGGGCGCGGAAGCGCCAGCGCCAGCUUCCGUCUCAAAGAUCGGGAGCCAGGCAUCACCGGCCGGCGCCAGUUCUCGUCCUGGCUCAGCGGCGGGCAAGGCCAAGGGCUGCUGCUACCAAUGCUACCGCCAACUCUACCUUUCCAGCGCCCUGCGCAUGGAGGAGGGCUCGCGGCCUAGCUCUGCCAGCGCUCAGGUCUUCUGCUCCGACGCCUGCAUGGACAACUUCAGACAGGUCUGUGACUGUGCCACUGGCCUGAACCUGCCGGAGGAGUGGCUGUGUCAGCUGAGGGUCCGGUCCCAUCCUCGCUGGUUGGGGUGGACAACCGGUGGAGGAACGGUCCUUAAGCUGUUGGUGGCCAUCGACAUGGUGGGUGGCAAUGUGGCCACGGCGACUGGGGCGCUGGCGGCUCGAGCGUUGUCGAGCGCCAACAAAUUGCAGCGGUGGUCAGAUGUCAGCCGUGCCAUCAAGUUCAGCAAGUGCAGCCAACUUCCGUGACCCACCUCCGAGA